Messenger RNA from Procambarus clarkii (red swamp crayfish), 3050 nucleotides. RefSeq lists its product as uncharacterized. Gene Ontology annotation, molecular function: ATP hydrolysis activity. The record is from RefSeq and is a predicted model, not a curated record. NCBI's taxonomy places the organism in Eukaryota, Metazoa, Arthropoda, Malacostraca, Decapoda, Cambaridae.
UCAACCAUUAAGACUAUGACACCAACACCAAAAACAUCUGUCUCUGCCGAAUAUGAAAAGGCAUUGCUGAAGAGAAGAGCAAAGGACAGUUUUAGCAGACAACAUGCCACUGAUGAAGGCCUUGAAAUACGGAAAUUGAUGAUGAAUGUGGAACACAAGAAUGAUGAAGAUAAGGUACAGAAGAUGUCCCUUGGCCAGAAGACCAAUAGGCCAACCAAGGUGAUACUCUUGGUGGGGGCCACAGGUACUGGUAAGACAACUCUCAUCAAUGCCAUGGUGAACUUCAUUUACCGCAUUGACUUUGCUGACAACUUCAGACUAAUUCUUAUUGAUGAUAAAAAUGCUCCCAAGCGUUCCCAAGCCGAAAGUCAGACAGAUCUGAUCACAGCUUAUGCAUUUUAUCAAUUACCAGGAAUGCCAUUUGAGUACAAUUAUGUGCUCAUUGACACUCCAGGCUUUGGGGACACCAGAGGCAUUCAGCAUGAUCGUGAAAUGAUGAAACAGCUUGAAAUGUUCCUGAAACAAGAUUACGGGAUUGAUCAGGUUGAUGGAGUUGGUUUUGUUACUCCUGCUUCUGCUGCACGAUUGACUCAAACACAGAGAUAUGUAUAUGAUGGCCUUUCUUCAAUGUUUGGUAAAGAUAUUAAAGACAAUAUAUAUGUUAUGGCAACAUUUGCAGAUGCAAAGGCUCCUCCAGUAUUGGAUGCACUUGAAAAAGCUGGUGUUAAUUUCUCCGGAUUUUACAAAUUUAACAACAGUGCUCUGUAUGCUCGUAACACUGGUGGAAGUGGAGGAAGUGAUGAUUCCGAUUCAGAUAAUGAUGAUUCUGCUUACAUAUGUAAGUUAUUUUGGGAGAUGGGUUACCGAAGCAUGACCAACUUCUUUUUAAAGUUGGGAAAGGCUUUUCCAGCAAGUCUGACACUUACCAAGGAGGUUCUUGAGGAACGAAGUCGCCUACAGUUAGUAGUAAUUGGUUUACAGAAUCAGAUUCAUUUAGGUUUAGGCAAGCUAACAUGUUUAAACCAAGAGAGAGAAAUGUUGGCAUACCUUCAUGAUGACAUGAAAGGAAGUGCAAAUAAUCAGGAAGAAGUUGAGGUUCCUAAGAUUACUAAGAUUGACCUGAAUUCCCGGGAACAUGUGACAAAUUGUAUAAAGUGCAACAUGACUUGUCAUUACCCAUGUUAUAUUCCUGAUGAUGCUAACAAAGCCAGCUGCUGGGCAAUGACAUCAAACUACUGCAGGGUCUGUCCGGAGAAGUGUUACUGGAAUCUUCAUAAGAACAUGAAGUUCAGGUAUGAGCACACUUGGGUAAAAGAAACACGGACAGUCCAGGAACUUCUGGACCGCUAUGAGAAUGCUCAAAAAAGAAAACUUGACAAAGAAGGUGUGAUCAAAGCGAUUGAGAAUGACAUUAAUGCCCAUGCACAAAUACUUAUUGGAAUGAUAAGGGAAGCCCAGAAUCAUGUGGAACGAUUAGAGGAAAUUGCUCUCAAGCCAAACCCCAUAUCAACAAAAGAAUACAUAGAUCUAAUGAUUGAAUCUGAGAAGAUGCAGAAGCGCCAUAACUUCCAGAAGAGGAUUGAGAUGCUUGAAAAACUCAAAGAUGAGGUCGCAAUUAUUCAUGGAGUGUGUGGAAACUGUGAUCAAUCAUCCGGUGAAGCCUUACUUAAUUAUUUCCACGGACUUAUUAUUGACUGAAAUGAGAAGAAAUGUCUGCUGUAUAAUUACAGUAAAUGUUUCCUUAGAUCAUAUUUUGAUUUUUAAACCAAAUAAAAAUGAUUGGAUUAUUUUUUAACCCUUAAACUGCUCCAGUUACUUAAAAUCUGAUGCUCUAUUGUUUGGAGAUGAUUUAAGGUGCCCCAUUUUCUUUUUAAAUGCCUAAUGCAUUCCAGUGGUAUGUCAUUUGACACUAGGGACCAUUUGACAUAUUUGGAAAAAUUCUGAUUCCAUUGGUUUCCUUUCUGAGCCUUAGUAAAAUGAUGUGGACCAUGUCUGGCACAUCACCAUCCAAACAUACAGGGCAGUAAUGCUAGGAUCCAUUUAACUUUUAACAACAGCAAAUAAGUAAUUACCUAAGUGUAAUUACCUAAAUGUAGUUACAGGAUGAGAGUUAUGCUCAUGAUGUCCUGUCUUCCCAGAACUCUUUGUCGUAUAACACUUUGUGAUCACAAUGAUGUGCCAUUCACUAGAAAAAUGCUUGAGAAACACAUAGAAGUACUUGAUUCUGCUGCAACUGAUAGCAGAUUACAAAUUCUAGAAGUAUCUUCAUCAAAGAAAAAAUCUCCAUUAUCUUACAUGCUAAACACCAGAUCUCACCAAUACAUAAUGAAUACCACUAUUGACACAUCAUUACAUUAUGAAUAAAUAAGAAUAAAUAAAGUGAGAAACAUUGAAAAUUAUUCCUGAGCGGCACCUGACCUCAUUUCUGAAAAUCAACAAAACAUAACAUCAAGCUUCUCCUGGCCACCUCAGCUAAACCAUGAUAGGUAGAGGCAUUUAACUUGAAUUUCCAUGUUCCCUGGACUAGUUAACAAAGUAUAAAAUUAUAUAUAAUUUUUUAUAUAAUUUUGUAUUUCCAUGGUAGACAAUGUAUUGAAAUAGCCUGUGCAGUUUAGAGUCAAUAAAAGUGAAACAUUUUAUUACAAAAUUUUUAAUAUGUAUUAAUAAUAAUAAUAUAAGUAUAAACACACAUGCAAUAGCCUACCAUCUUCCAAAAUAUUAUCAUGAUAAAAUAGUGUCAACUGGAGCCCAAGGGCAUUAUGAUUCAGGCUUUCCAAAGAAUUCUGUUAUGCACAGAGAGACACUUGUUUUUAUACAAUUUUUAAAAUAGUAUGCUUGUUUUGUAUUAUGAAAAUUUAAAAAAAUUUCAAGAAUAUUACAAAUUAUAUUUGUGACUGAGAAUUAUUGACAAUUGAAAUCGAGUUCUAGAUAAUUAAUAUCUGUUUUCUGGGGGAAGCCCUUCAGCUCCCUGGAGCUUACUAGGCUGAUAUGCUAAUGUCAGACUUUGGCCUCAGUCAUGUGUAUGGAGUUCUGUGGGCCUACCAGAGACC